AUGGCGCACAUAGUGCCGGAGUCCAAGGGCGCAGUCGACCGACGGGAAGAAAUAGACAAGGAACGUCAAUCAUCCAUCCCGGAGAAUUCGCAGUGCUUCAAAAGGGAUGAAACCCAAGUGGAAAAUGCAGUUGGCUACAAGGAGUACCUCGAGGCCCUUGAUAUUGAGGUUUCCGAGCGAGAGGCCCAAACCGUCCGAUGGAAGAUUGAUCUCAUCAUCCUUCCCGCCUUCUUGAUCACCCAAGCCCUUCAAUUCAUGGACAAGACGGCCCUUAACUAUGCCAACCUCUUCGGGUAUCAAAAGGCUUUAGGUCUCCAUGGACAACAGUUCAACUACCUGUCUGGCAUUGUGUACGCUGGUUACUUCUUCGGACAGUAUCCAUGCGGCUGGCUCAUCGGUCGAUUGCCAGCCCAGAGAGUCAUGGCUGUCAGUGUCCUAUGCUGGGGGGUCACAGUCAUCAUUCUUACACAGUGUCGAUCGUAUUCGAGCGCUAUGGCUGUAAGAUUUAUCAUGGGUGUUUUUGAGGCUGCUGUCACACCUGGUCUGACUCUCAUGACCGGCUUUUGGUAUACACGGAGGGAGAUUCCGCUGCGCCAAUGCAUAUGGUAUUCUGCUCUGGGAUGGGGCGGUAUAGUCGGCUCUUACAUCUCCAUGGGUAUCUCGAAGCUACCUGAGAACAUGACGCCCGAGAGAUGGAAAUUGAUAUUCUACAUUCUUGGCAGCAUCACCUGUCUUUGGGCGGUUAUCCUUUGGUUCAUGCUUCCCGAUUCUCCAUCAAACGCUUGGUUCCUCAAGCAGCGCCAGCGCCUGGUUGCUGUCAAGCGCGUUUCAACUAACGAAACGGGAAUCAAAAACAAGGCUUUCGAUAAGAAGCAGGUCUGGGUAGCGUUUCGGGACCCCAAAGCGAUUUUGCUCUUCAUAUCUGUAUUCUCUGCGGCCAUUCCAAACGGCGUGGUAAACUCGUUCUCGACAAUAAUCAUUCGCGACAUGGGCUUCGCAACGACCAAAACGACCGAGCUCAAGUCCGUCGGCGACGCCACCCAAAUCGUUGCUCUAUUCAUCGGCGGCGCCAUAACCCUCAACGUCCGAAACUCACGGUUGCUGACAGCCACGGCGGCCAACGUCCUCUGCACCGUCUCCGCAGCGCUCCUGGCUUACCUCCCGCGGUCGAACACUUGGGGCAGGCUCGUGUGCUUCUGGCUCGUCAACUCGCAGUCCGUCGGCUUCACCGUUUCCCUGACGACCAUAUCGUCCAACAUGGCCGGAUACACGCACCGAUCCCUGGCCAGUGCUCUUGUCUUCACGGCAUACUGCUGGGGCAAUUUUGCUGGCCCGUUCGUCGUCAAGGAGUCGCAGGCACCGUACUACGAAGGAGCGAGUAUCGGCUUGUUGGUCGGAUAUUGCAUCAAAGCGGGCUGCCAUGUUCUGCUGCUUGUGUAUAUGUUCUUGGAGAAUCGCCGCCGUGACAGGACCUAUGGCCUGGCGAACAAGGUGGAAAGCGACGAGGCAGGUAUGCUGGACCGAACGGAGUUCGAGAAUAAGAACUUUCGAUACGUAUUGUGA
This is a messenger RNA of Diplodia corticola, 1563 nucleotides long. RefSeq names its product mfs general substrate transporter. Gene Ontology annotation, cellular component: plasma membrane. The transcript is spliced from 14 exons. The record is from RefSeq and is a predicted model, not a curated record. Gene Ontology annotation, molecular function: dipeptide transmembrane transporter activity; allantoate transmembrane transporter activity. Gene Ontology annotation, biological process: dipeptide transport; tripeptide transport; allantoate transport. The coding region runs from base 1 to 1563 and encodes 520 amino acids. Lineage: Eukaryota; Fungi; Ascomycota; Dothideomycetes; Botryosphaeriales; Botryosphaeriaceae.